Messenger RNA from Brassicogethes aeneus, 494 nucleotides. Lineage: Eukaryota; Metazoa; Arthropoda; Insecta; Coleoptera; Nitidulidae. The record is from the annotation of a GenBank genome assembly.
AUGGAGUUGAAAGGGAUGCUCAAACCACACCUGAGGCUUGGGUACCGCAUUAAAUACGCUAAGAACACCACGCUGGUCUACGAGAAGGGCCUGAGCGAGAUUAGACGACUCAAGACCCACCAUACAGAGAAGAAACAAGAGUUCCUUACUUACGCCACCAAGGAUGAUAAGAAACAUGCCUAUAUACUCAGGGGCCUCGAUGCGGGUUUUCAUGUGGAGGAAAUUACUCAAUUUCUGCACCAGAAAUACGACAUACAAAUCGCAGAUAUCUUCCUAUUGAAAAACACAGAGAUGCCUCUCUGUCUAAUAAUUGUAACGGUCCCCACACAGCCAAUUCUAUAGUGUCCCCUAUACAAACACCGAAAACAAAGCAAAGCCCCAAAUACCAACACUGCUCCCAAGUUUAUCCCAGCGCCUGCCUCAGCAGUUAAGCAGUGAGAAGCCAGGAUAUACAUCAACACCCGGAGAGCCGCCAGCCAGUCCAACAUCGAUGC